Molecule: messenger RNA, 900 nt
Organism: Polyodon spathula (Mississippi paddlefish)
Lineage: Eukaryota; Metazoa; Chordata; Actinopteri; Acipenseriformes; Polyodontidae
Gene: rbp4l
Product: retinol binding protein 4, like
Exons: 6
Coding region: 116-706 (196 amino acids)
Molecular function (GO): retinol transmembrane transporter activity; retinoid binding
Source: RefSeq, a predicted model, not a curated record
AUGUUUUUUCAUUAUUUAAAGGACCAUUUAGAAACAGAGCAGCAUCAGUACCAUAGUGGAAGAACACAGAAAGUUUCAUCUUUACCCAACACUACUCUAACUACUUUGAACAAGGAUGGACUACUCCAAGGUGGCUCUUCUUAUUGUUGUUCUCUCAUACAUUGAGGAGUGCUGGUCUGCUUCAUGUGUGGUGGACAGCUUCACAGUAAAACAGGAUUUUGACCCAAAGAGGUAUGCAGGGAAAUGGUAUGCCCUGCAAAAGAAGGACCCAGAGGGCUUGUUCCUUCAGGACAAUAUCUCUGCCGAGUACACUAUUGAUGAUGAGGGCACCAUGACUGCCUCCUCCAAGGGAAGAGUGAAGCUUUUUGGGUUCUGGGUGGUAUGCGCCGAUAUGGCUGCUCAGUACACAGUGCCUAACCCAGCAACUCCAGGCAAAAUGUUCAUGAACUAUCAGGGCCUGGCCAGCUACCUGUCCAGUGGAGGUGAUAACUACUGGAUUAUUGACACUGACUAUGACAACUAUGCUAUUACCUAUGCCUGCCGCUCUCUUAAGGAUGACGGAACAUGCGAUGAUGGGUAUUCCCUGAUCUUCUCUCGCAAUCCCCGUGGCCUUCCACCUGCCAUCCAGCGCAUUAUCCGCCAGAAACAGGAGGAGAUCUGCAUGGCUGGCCAAUUUGAGACUGUGCUGCAGUCUGGGGCUUGCUGAGAUGGAGAGGUACUCCCUUACUGAAAGAUGGAUCACUUUGGCAUGCAUGAGAAGUGGAGUCUCUGGAAUUGAAAUCAUGACCUUUGGAUAAUAAUGAUUAGGAAAAUAUUCUCGAAAUCAGAGAAAUGCUCAUUGGAAAAACAUUUUAAGGGAACAAACUGAUGUUUGUGACAUUAAAUGAUUUUCUAAAGAAA